This is a messenger RNA of Bombus pyrosoma, 2718 nucleotides long. RefSeq names its product cytochrome P450 4C1-like. The transcript is spliced from 13 exons. The record is from RefSeq and is a predicted model, not a curated record. The coding region runs from base 1016 to 2560 and encodes 514 amino acids. Lineage: Eukaryota; Metazoa; Arthropoda; Insecta; Hymenoptera; Apidae. Gene Ontology annotation, molecular function: iron ion binding; monooxygenase activity; oxidoreductase activity, acting on paired donors, with incorporation or reduction of molecular oxygen.
CGAAUGAUAUUACACAGAAAUGGUCAAAUGAUUCUUAUAGCUCUGUCAACUUAUAGCAAUACACUUACAUUGUUUUCGGGAAGAAAAAGCAAGGAACAAGAAUAUGGAGUUGCUUAUAUUUUUAUCAAUGUCAAGAUUUCAAUCAACAAUUUGCACAUCUGCAUUAAAAUAAAUCUACGCAUUAAAUUAUAGCUACGAAUAUGUAAACACAAUAUGAAAUUAAUAACUUUUUCAUUCACUGUUUCUAUUUUUAUUUUAUCUCUUACUUGUUUGAUAAUGUAAUAUUAUUUUUAAUUAAUAUAUAAUUUAAGAUAUUUAUUUGAAAAUUACUUUUUAUUCCUUUCUUCGUAGGAUCUAUUAACAUUACUGAUACAAAUAAUUUAUUAUUAAUUUUUCAUAAUUAUGGCAAACUAUUUCACAAGUUAUUAAGAAGGCAAAAAGAAGAAAAAAAUAGCGAUAGAAGAUUGACUUUUCUACCUAGCAAUAUUUGAAAAUUAUAAGUAAUUACAAAAUAACAGUUUUUUUACUGAAGAUAAAUAUCUCAGUCUUUAAGCGUUACAAAGUCUUAUUUGUAAAACGCAAAUAAGAAACUGCUCAGAGACGUAGGUAUAAAAGGAAGAGAAAUCUCUUCUCUUGUCAUUUCUAUUAAAUAGAGCAUAAUAGUCUAGCGUAACAGCGAAGCAAACAUAUUCGAGAAGCGUGAUUGUUGUGAUUGUUGAUUGUUGACUGUUAAUUGUUAAAUAAACUUUAUUGUUGAACAUCGAGAGUAUUUCUUAGGCACUUACACCUUACACCACCUCACCGCGUUUACUCUGAAGAGAAAAGAUUAAUAUCAAGUGUCAUGAGAAGUUAUCACUGAGAAGCGUAUACUUCACAAACAACAACGACCUUUAAUUCUGUAGUGCGUUUAUUCCAAUAUCUUCAACAGUGCAGUAAAAGAGCGAGUGUGAAGAAAAUUAGGAUUCGAAGAAAAUUAGAAGACCGUUGAACGUUGAAGUUUUGAAAUCUUACGAAAAUGAUCAUCACGAUAUUAUUCUUUUUGUUUCUUUUCAUCAGUUUGCACUACAUUAUUGUGCAUUAUGGAAAAUAUGGUAGAAUAAUAAAUUCGUUACCAGGGCCUCUGAUAUUACCUAUUAUCGGGAAUAUACAUCAUGUCCUAGUUUCAUCAAGUGACCUUUGGAUCCUUAUGAACAAAAUGAGCGAUCAGUAUUACCCAACUUUUAAACUUUGGAGUUUCACAGCUGCACUUGUUCAUAUUCGUCAUCCAAACGAUCUUCAGAUACUUCUCGGAAAUCCGAAAUUUACUGAAAAGGGUUACAUGUACAAACUUCUGGGGCCUUGGUUUAGUACCGGACUUCUUACCAGUUCAGGACGCAAAUGGCAAAUUCGCAGGAAAAUAUUGACACCUGCUUUUCAUUCGGACAUGCUUAACAAAUUUAUUGACGUAUUUUUAAAGGAAGGAGAAUACUUGGUGAAAUCAUUGAAGAGCGAAGAGGGAGUAGUCGUGAAUGAUUUAUUCCAUACAAUUAGCAAGCAUACCUUGAAUAUGAUCUGCGAAACUGCGAUGGGAAUUUCUCUAAAGGACGGAGAUGAAUUUCAGCACAAAUAUCUUAAAGCCGCGAGUGAUAUGGAAGGAGUCUUCGCGUACAAAACUGCAAGGCCGUGGUUAUUUUAUGAUUUCUUUCUCAAAUUUGAUCCUCAAGGAUGGAGACAGUCUAAACUACUUAAAACGUUACACGGUUUCACUCGAAAGAUAAUCCAAGAGCGAAAAGAAUAUCACUAUCAGAGCAACGGCCGGUGUUUAACUGAGUUGGACAAGAAUUCAAGUGAUGAUAAUGACAAUGUUGAAAGUAAUGACGCUGGAAUACGUAAAAGGAGACUGGCUUUGCUUGAUAUACUCAUAGAAGCUCAUCGAAAUGAUCAGAUAGAUGAUGAGGGGAUUAGAGAAGAAGUUGAUACAUUUAUGUUUGCGGGGCACGACACUACCGGUAUAGCUGUUUGUUACAUUAUAAUGCUUCUGGCUGAACAUAACGAGAUUCAGGAUCGAGUUAGGGCUGAAGUAAAAGUUGUAUUGAAAGAAAAUGAAGGGAAAUUAAAUAUGUCUACUCUGCAAGAUCUUUCAUAUCUUGAGAGGUGCAUUAAGGAAUCACUUCGACUUUAUCCAAGCGUGCCUCGUAUAGCGCGUAAGACGGAAAAGGAGCUAAAAUUAAGUAACUGUAGAUUACCUUCGCGUACUGAAGUUCUCGUGGACAUAUACAACAUUCACAGAGAUCCACGAUACUGGCCGAACCCGGAUGUCUUUGAUCCCGACAGAUUUUUACCUGAAAAUUCCAAAAGUCGACAUCCUUAUGUUUAUGUACCUUUUGGUGCCGGCUCAAGAAAUUGUAUCGGAAAACGAUUCGCCAUGUUGGAGUUAAAAAUUAUAAUGGCUUUUCUCUUAAAUAAUUACUUCUUUGAACCCGUGGACUAUCUUAAGGAUAUAUCCUUUCUAACGGGCAUAAUCAUGAAACCAGCACACCGGAUCCGAACGAAAUUCAUUCCUAUUAAGGAUACAUGUUGAUGUUAGACAUAUGUUGACCUUGUAAACAGCAGUGUUGAUGCUAGUAAUUAUAACAACAAUGUUUGAUUUAUGUUGCAAAUAUACCUGAUAUAAUCAGGACAAGGAUAUGCGUACAUAUAUACACUGCUGCUAUUUUUAAAAUGAUAUAACGAGUCAUA